Molecule: messenger RNA, 1143 nt
Organism: Adineta steineri
Lineage: Eukaryota; Metazoa; Rotifera; Eurotatoria; Adinetida; Adinetidae
Source: the annotation of a GenBank genome assembly
AUGUCAUGUUGCUUUCUUUUAGAAACUUUAAACGAUAAUCGUAGAUGGAUUAAUAAUAUAAUAACAAUUGAAUUACUUCAAAUGGAAACAAAUUCAUCAUCUGCAAAUUUAUUAUCUCGAUCAAAAAAAUUACCACCACCUCCAUUAUGUUUGCCUGCAACAAAUACGAUGACAGAUGAAGAAAAAAUUCUAAAUUCUAAUCAACAACGUGAACGAAAGAAAUCAUCGAAUAAUUGUUGUUUAUCAUCAUCAUCAGAAGAUUGUCCACAUAAAUCUAUAACAUAUAUUCUUCCUUAUAGUCAACGUCCACAAAUACUUGAAACAUUAAUAGGAUCUUCAUCAGUAUUAUUAGCACCACCACCAUCAGAAACAAAACAUAAAAAAGCAUAUACGGCAGCGUAUGCUAAUCAAAUAAAUUUACUUAAACAACGUCAAUCAACAUCCAAAGGGACAGUUACUGAUGCUGAAUGGCUUGAUUUUAUGCGUUUAGUUGUACAUAAACCGUUAGAAAAUGAAUUGAAAUUAUUACUAGAUAAAUAUAAAAUGACUUAUUUUGAUCGAGUUAAUGCACCUAAUACAACUGACGAUACUAUUCGUUCAAGUUUAUGUUCUAUUGUAACUGAGACUUUGGCCACAUACUCAUCAACUUCAAUAUUACCAUCAGAAACAACUGAUGAACUAACAACAAAUGCUUGUUCUCCUAUUCCAACAAUAACUAUUACAAAUAGUGGCAGUAUAAAACGAAAACGAAAGAAUACUGGCACCACUGUAUUUAUAUCUGCGCCUUUACCAAUACAUAGUCAAACAAAAUUUGUUAUUAGUCACAUUAUACCCGGUAAAUAUGAUAAUAACAAUAAUGGUAACAAAAUAAUAAAUCAACAAAAACAAUUUCAAAAGAAAUAUAGUCAUCUAUUUAAAUAUACACCAAGUAAAGAUGAAUUAGCACAUCUUUUACGUGAAGGUCAUGUAAAAAAUUCGUUAGUUUCUCGUUCGCUAAAUAAUAACAGUAUUUGUUUUAUGUUACUUGAUGAAGUUGUUAAUAAUAUGGAUGAUUAUGAUCUUGAAUUAAGUGGAAUAUCAAUUGAUGAUUCAUUUCUAUUACCUGAAACAUUACUUACAAAUAUAAUUUCUACUCUUCAGUAA